Messenger RNA from Lactuca saligna, 507 nucleotides. Lineage: Eukaryota; Viridiplantae; Streptophyta; Magnoliopsida; Asterales; Asteraceae. The record is from the annotation of a GenBank genome assembly.
AUGGAAGGAAUGGCAUCAAUAACGUUGCUACCCGAUGGGUCAAUCUCAGUAAGGGAUAAAGAUUACGACCUCAUCAAGACCUCUAUACCUCUAUCAGACCAGAAAAGGAAAACUUGUCUAUAUGGAUUCCCCAGUGAACAAUGGGAGGUUAACCUACCAACAGAAGAGGUCCCUCCAGAGCUCCCUGAACAUGCAUUAGGUAUCAAUUUUGCAUGUGAUGGAAUGCCAGAAAAUGAUUGGUUGUCUCUGGCUGCUGUCCAUAGUGACGUAUGGCUACUUUUUGUCGUGUGUUAUUUUUGUGCAAGAUUUGGUUUUGACAAGUCAGACAGGGAUGAUUGUAUGGGAGAUGUAUCACUAAGGAAGACUGGAGUAGAAGAUAAGAGGGCUAAAGUGCAAAAGGAGUCAAAGAUUCUUCUUGAUUACACUCGGAAAGCCAUAGCAAGGCUAACUUAUUUGAAAAGAACACUUUCACAGCUGGAAGAUGAUGUGGCUCCUUGUGAGGCUUAA